Messenger RNA from Diatraea saccharalis (sugarcane borer), 1609 nucleotides. The record is from the annotation of a GenBank genome assembly. Lineage: Eukaryota; Metazoa; Arthropoda; Insecta; Lepidoptera; Crambidae.
AGUCACUAAAGCAGUUGUUAUAUAACGAAAUAGUCGUCUAUUAGAAUCGCAGAGUCUGUAAUAGAAGAUUAAGCAAGUAUUAUUAUUGUGUUAUUGCACUCGAAGACAAAUACACGCGUCUCAAGAGUUCGUGUUGGUUUUGAUGUGUCUAAAUAAUAAUAUGUGAUAAUUCGAGUUCAGUGACCGGUUUAUGAGAUGACGCUUACAGGUUUGAUAAUAUUGUCGGUGUUGUUGCACGUCGAUGCAUACUUUGCCGACAAUAAAGUAAUAGGCACUUUAUAUAGAUGGAAACAGAUUGAUUUUGAAUAUCCUACACCAGAAGAAAGGCAAGCUGCAUUAGAUAAUGGUGAAUUCAUCCAGCUAAACGUGAUUCCGUUGGGUGUAGAGCGUUGGCAGAAUCGCGUUUUUGUGAGCACACCGAGAUGGAAAAAAGGAGUACCAGCCACCCUAUCAUCACUGCCAACAGCUAGUCAAACUGAAUCUUUACCUCUCAAACCUUUUCCGAGUUGGACUUGGCACAAUGCAGAUAAUUGCACCGGAUUCACUUCGGUGUUCCGUAUGAACAUAGACCACUGCGGUGUCAUGUGGGUCCUGGAUUCUGGUCAAGUUGAAGCUUUUGAGACGCCACGCCAGCUCUGCCCGCCGACGCUAUUCGCUAUAGAUCUGAAAACCGAUACCGUACUAAACCGCUAUCCGAUACCCCAAGAAUUUGUUUUACAAAACUCUCUGAUUACCAACAUUAUAGUCGACUCCAGAGAUGCACUCUGUGACGAUGUACACGUUUAUAUCGCCGACGCCUGGCGUUUUGGUUUAAUAGUAUUUAGAGCGGCAGACGCAGCUUUCUGGAGAUUCAAUCAUUAUUCUUUCUACCCCGAACCCUUACUGUCAAAUUAUACCUUACAUGGUCUAAAUUACCAAUGGUCAGAUGGUUUAUUCGGGAUGUCACUAGGAAAAUAUCAAAACGGAGAUCGUCCUUUAUACUAUCAUUCCAUGUCAAGCUCAUUAGAAUUUGUUGUAAGUACCUCUGUAAUUAGAAACCCAUCACGUGUUUCUGAUUCGGUGAGCGAAUUUAAGCUUCUUGGAGAGUCUCGAGGCGCCGAUGGACAAGUAUCAGCCGCAGCUGUAGACCGCAACGGUAUCAUGUUCUUUAACCUCAUUUCGAAAGACAGUAUCGGAUGUUGGAACACAAAUAAACCCUACCUAAGAGAGAACCUAUACAUUGUUGCAAGAAACAAUGCAACUUUAGUAUUUCCGAAUGAUUUACGCAUUGACCAUGAAGUACCUCAAACCGUUUGGAUAAUUACAAAUAGGUUGCCCUUUUAUCAGUUUAACUUGAUAGACCCAAAUAAAUAUAAUUAUCGAGUGAUGUUUUUAGAUCCAGUAGCAGCAGUACAGCAUAAUGUUUGCGAUAAUUAUUAGAAUUCAUAUUACUUUUCCAAUGUUACAGUUCUAUAAACUAUUUUUUUCAUUUGCGUAGAAAUGUACGCGCUACAAAAUUGUUCUUCACUAAUCAAAUUAUUUGUGAUAAAAUUGAACUAAGUAUAUAGACUUACAGUAGAAUAUAAAGAUGCUUUAUUGAUAUAUACGAAAUAAAUUGACAUUUUUGAUA